Messenger RNA from Pezoporus occidentalis (night parrot), 4062 nucleotides. RefSeq names its product ZFP64 zinc finger protein (gene ZFP64). Bases 114 to 2186 code for a protein of 690 amino acids. Gene Ontology annotation, biological process: positive regulation of transcription by RNA polymerase II. Lineage: Eukaryota; Metazoa; Chordata; Aves; Psittaciformes; Psittacidae. The transcript is spliced from 6 exons. Gene Ontology annotation, cellular component: nucleus. The record is from RefSeq and is a predicted model, not a curated record.
AUGCUCGAAUCCUCCACAUCCGCCCUGCUCCGCGGCCGAGAGGCGCGGGGGGAGCGCUUCCCCGCCGCUAAUAAUCCCCUUGCUGGAGGCGGCGAGCAGGACCCGCUGCCGCCAUGAACCCCGGCGGCGGCGGGGGGGCGGCGCCGGCCUUCCCUGGCCCCGUGCAGUUUCCUGGUGGCACCACCGUGCUGGUGGAGCUCACCCCUGACAUCCACAUCUGUGGCAUCUGCAAACAGCAGUUCAAUAACCUCGAUGCCUUCGUUGGGCAUAAGCAAAGUGGCUGUCAGCUCACUAGUGCGACGGCCGGGGCCACCAGCACCGUCCAGUUUGUGUCGGAAGAAACGGUGCCAUCAACACAGGCACAGACCACAACCAGGACAAUCGCUUCGGAGACCCAAACCAUAACAGUUUCUGCACCAGAGUUUGUUUUUGAGCAUGGCUAUCAAACAUACCUGCCUAGUGAGAGCAGUGAGCCUCCAACUGCUGCUAUUGUCACUACGCCGCCAAAACCACGAUCAAAAAAAUCCACUUCCUCACAUACACAGAAGAAACUAAACUGCUGCUAUCCAGGUUGCCAGUUCAAGACUUCCUAUGGUAUGAAGGAUAUGGAACGCCAUCUACGAACACACACAGGAGACAAGCCCCAUAAAUGUGAAGUUUGUAAUAAGUGUUUCAGUCGUAAAGAUAAGCUGAAGAUGCACAUGCGUUCUCAUACUGGGGUGAAGCCUUACAAAUGUAAACACUGUGACUAUGCAGCUGCUGACAGCAGCAGCCUCAACAAGCACCAGCGCAUUCACUCCAACGAGCGUCCUUUUAAAUGCCAGAUCUGUCCUUACGCAAGCCGCAACUCCAGCCAGCUAACUGUACAUCUCAGAUCCCACACAGGAGAUGCUCCUUUCCAGUGUCAAAUGUGUCCUGCUAAAUUUAAAAUCAACUCAGACUUGAAGAGGCACAUGCGUGUGCAUUCUGGUGAGAAACCUUACAAGUGUGAGUUCUGCGAGGUCCGGUGUGCCAUGAAAGGAAACUUGAAAUCACACAUUCGUAUCAAACACAGCAUGGAAAAUACUCUGAAGUGUCCAGAGUGUGAAUUUCAGUGUGGAAACAAAACAAGCCUUCGGCACCACAUAAGAACACAUCAGCCUGAACAGCCAGUGAAGUGCUCAGAGUGCAACUACUCUUGCUCCAACAAAGCAGCUCUAAAAGUGCAUGAGCGUAUUCACUGCAAAGAUCGUCCUUUCAAAUGUGAAUUCUGCAGCUUUGAUACCAAGCAGCGGAGCAACCUGACAACUCAUGUGAGGAAAGCUCAUGGUGACAAAGUCAAGACCAAGAAGCAAACUGUGGAGAAGAAGGAAGGAGAUAGGCCAAAGCAAGGUGGAUCCAGGCAAGUUGCCAAAUUGGAUGCCAAGAAAGCAUUUAAGUGUGACUUGUGCGAUGCUUCCUUUGUCCGAGAAGAUUCUCUUCGGAGUCAUAAGAAGCAGCACAGUAUGUAUAAUGGAUCUAAAAAUAAUGAACUGGCUGUUCUACAGCUCCAGAUGGAUCCUAGUCGGCAGACCAGUGCCCCAAUUACUGUCAGUCAUCUCCAGGUCCCACUUCAGGCUGCUCAGGUUUCUCCAUACAGCGAGGGAAGAGUCAAGAUCAUUGUGGGACACCAGGUACCUCAGACUAACAGUAUCGUCCAGGCUGCAUCAGUGAAUGUUGUGCCUCCUACGUUAGUUGGCCAGACUCAGGAAGACCUCUCAGCCAACAGCCGCUUGCAGCUUUUGGGCCAAGUCAGUUUGUUGGCACCACCUCCACCUCCUAUAUCUCAAAGUGAAGCUGGGCCUGUGGCACAACCGACAGUUCUUCUCACAACCCAUGACCAAAGCGACGGAAGUGCUUUACAUCAAACUCUGAUUCCUGCUGCUCCUGUCAGUAGUCAUGAGGCUUCAGCGAACCAGGCAUUCAUCACCAGCUCUGGAAUCAGCUGCUCUGACUUAGAAGGCCUUAAUGCUUUGAUACAAGAAGGAGCAACAGAAGUGACUGUGGUUAGUGAUGGAGGCCAGAGUAUAACAGUGUCCACUUCAGCUCCCCCUCCUCCUAUCUUUUCUUCAUCCUCUCACACAGAAGCCCCAAAGCAGACCUAUUCUAUCAUUCAGAGUGGAGCCCACACAGCUUUGCUGUGUCCAGCAGACUCCAUACCAGAUUAGUCACAAAGUACUAUUACUAAACAAAUUUAAAUCUCAGAGGCAGUGCUGAAUUCAGCAGAAAUGCGUAAGAUAGAAGUGAAUGCAGAAUUUAUCCUACAAAGCUAAAUACCUUCCACCUACCCAUUUUACUUUCUGUACAGAGAAACAUACAUCUUGUAUGUGAAAAAGAGGAUUUGUGUAUUUAUGUGCCUCUGAAGUCAGAGGCUCUGUUCUUUGUAAAAUCUGAGCAGCAAAGCAACUGGUGAGAAUUUCACCAAGCAGAAAGCUGCCUGGAAUGAUUCUUGUGUUGUGCUGGUUAAAGUAACAUAGCCUCCCUCAGUUUAUUAUAAAUUACCUUCGCAGUGGACUCAUUAUUUCAUGCACACACAAAAAGAUAAUAGUCCAAGCCAUUCUGAAGUGUAAGUGAAGUCUGUUUGAAUUACAUGCUAUGUAUGCAUCAGGUGUACCUGGCUGGUUGUUGAUCUGUAAGAAAUGUCUACUACUGGGUCUAAUGCAGCUUCAGAAAAAAUUAAGGGGUCUGUUCCUUAUUAUAUGUAGAAGUUGCUAGUACAUGGCACUGAAUCAGGAAAUGCUAAUGCAAAGACCAGGUGACCGUUUUUUAGAAAACAAAAGAAUCUUGUCUGUCCAUCAGUAACCGCUAACUUUGUUAAUAAGAACACUAUUGAAAUCAUGUAUGUGGCACAGUGAUGUCUGUCAGAGGCACCUGUGUUUUCAAAAGCAAAACGACUGCAAAUACAUUUUUUACAAACACUUCUUAAAUUUUGUGCUUAUUUUGGUGCUGCCUGUUUGUAGUUGCAUGAGUGGUAAAAGUGCAUUAUGUUUUGGAUCUGCCCUUUUCAAGUUAAAGAGGAAGAAGGAAAAGUUUGAAGAAGGAAAAUCUAAAUGAAAAAAAUAAUAGUUUUCAAUCGAAGGUGAGAAACUAGCAUAAACUCAGAUUGAAUCACAGUGAGAUAGUAAUUCAUCAUUAUAUGAUGCACAUUUCUAUAAUGAAUGAAAUCUAGGCUGUAUUUUGAACUAUGCAAUAUUAUAGUCCUACCUGGAGAGCAUUCCUGUAGUGGUAGUUAAUGUAUCUUCACUAACAAACUCUCUGGUCUGGAGAACUGAAACUCAGCUUGAGAAAAUAGAUGGCUCUGUAGGUGCCUGGAUCUGCGAAAACCAGAGAUGAUUUAACAGCCAGACAGCAUCCCAGGGACAGUUGUUAACAUACAUGAAGACUGAAAAGAAACUGUUACCAAAACCAGCUCUGAGAUUCCCUCUUGGGGAGUCAAAGUCAAGAUAAAUUUCAAAGUGUUUGCUAGUGGGAGACAUUGAAUGAUUGCUUUAUGUGCUAGAAGCAUGCUUGGAAAGCAUAUAAAGAUUAUCUAAUUAGGGCCACUUUCUGAAUAGUCCUCGUGUUUGAAAUCUUUAUCUUGAUCAGACUUUAUUUUGUGUAGGUGGGGUGCUCCCCGCUUCUUCCCUCUGUGUGGUACAUACUGUUUGUACAGUGUAAGGCUUCCUGCUGUUCAAUGCUGAGUAGGAAAAUGCAGUCAUAAUUCUCAAGUAUAGUCAUACAGGCUGUUCUUGAAAAUGUGACCUUUGAUUUUUGUUGAAAUAAGGGUUGUUUAUACUUGGAUGCUCCAGUUUCACUGUCAUUAUUUAUGGGAAGUAGUGUUUUUUAAGAUCUGUAUCUCUUCUGCCUUCCAAAUCCUUGAUUUUUAAUGUUCCUUUUUUUGGAAGUUGUGUUGGUUUUGGGGUUUUGGUUUGGUUUUGUUUUAAAAUCUAGGGUUUGAUUUGAACUGUCUGACACUGUGCCUCACACUUGCAGAUAUCAGAAAAGACCACACUCCAGUGAGAGGAAAAAACUUCAUAAAUGAUUAGUUAAAAAAGCAUUAGUAAA